CGCCCCCGGGCGGCCCUCCCCGCGGACCCGCCCCUCUCCUCCCCUCCCUGCCGCCGCGCCGAAGGAGGGCGGGGCGGGCCCCUCGGGUCAAUCUCAGCCUCCGGCACCGGCCGCGCAGCUGGAGGCGGCCGAGCGGAAGCCCCAGCCAUGGCUGCGAUCCGAAAGAAGCUGGUGAUUGUGGGGGAUGGGGCCUGUGGGAAGACUUGCCUCCUCAUCGUCUUCAGCAAGGAUCAGUUCCCAGAGGUCUACGUCCCUACUGUCUUUGAGAACUACAUCGCAGACAUAGAGGUGGACGGCAAGCAGGUGGAGCUGGCUUUGUGGGACACAGCAGGGCAGGAAGACUAUGAUCGCCUGCGGCCUCUCUCCUACCCAGACACGGACGUCAUCCUCAUGUGCUUCUCCAUUGACAGCCCCGACAGCCUGGAGAACAUUCCUGAGAAAUGGACCCCGGAGGUGAAGCACUUCUGCCCCAAUGUGCCCAUCAUCCUAGUGGGGAAUAAGAAGGACCUGAGGCAAGAUGAGCAUACCAGGAGAGAGCUGGCCAAGAUGAAGCAGGAGCCGGUUCGAUCCGAGGAAGGCCGGGACAUGGCGAACCGGAUCAGUGCCUUUGGCUACCUCGAGUGCUCAGCCAAGACCAAGGAGGGGGUGCGGGAGGUAUUCGAGAUGGCCACUAGGGCUGGCCUCCAGGUCCGCAAGAAUAAGCGCCGGAGGGGAUGUCCCAUCCUCUGAGAUGCCCAAGGCUUCCCCUACUUCCCCGCUCUCUUCACAGGGGUACAGAAACUACCCACCCCCCAGCCCCAUCAUCUUAGGGCUCCAUGCCCAAGGUUCCCUUCUUCAGUUCCUCCAGCCCCAGGACUGCAUUGAUUUCCGGUGGUGUAGACUGCCCUCCCUCCCAGCUCUGGGAACCUACGGCUAUGCCCUGUCCUUCCAGAGUAGAGUCCUUCCUCCUGCUGCCUCAGUCCACGGGUGGGGCUUCUGAUCCCUGAUCCCUUUGGCCUUCCCCAGAGGAUCAUCACACACCAGCACUUUAGACACACCUGGCUCACAGAAGUGUCUGGGGUAGGGCACUGGGAGGGUGUAAUCCUGAGCCCCUGGUGUUUCUGCUUUGGGCAGGGGCCUUGUCUCUGGCUAUACUUAGUAGGGGGCAUGAAUAAAGGCCACAGGCUCCAACA
Molecule: messenger RNA, 1172 nt
Organism: Equus caballus (horse)
Lineage: Eukaryota; Metazoa; Chordata; Mammalia; Perissodactyla; Equidae
Gene: RHOC
Product: ras homolog family member C
Biological process (GO): small GTPase-mediated signal transduction
Cellular component (GO): cytosol
Molecular function (GO): protein kinase binding; GTPase activity; GTP binding
Source: RefSeq, a predicted model, not a curated record